This is a messenger RNA of Sinocyclocheilus anshuiensis, 1924 nucleotides long. RefSeq names its product ectonucleotide pyrophosphatase/phosphodiesterase 6 (gene enpp6). The coding region runs from base 138 to 1457 and encodes 439 amino acids. Gene Ontology annotation, biological process: choline metabolic process; lipid metabolic process. The record is from RefSeq and is a predicted model, not a curated record. The transcript is spliced from 8 exons. Gene Ontology annotation, cellular component: plasma membrane. Lineage: Eukaryota; Metazoa; Chordata; Actinopteri; Cypriniformes; Cyprinidae. Gene Ontology annotation, molecular function: glycerophosphodiester phosphodiesterase activity.
CUGUCCCUGCAGUGGCCGUGGACUCUCCCCGACACACGCCCAUUGAGACGGAGAGUUUUUCAUGAAUCAGCGCGAUGAGUGUGUUGUGUUCAUCUCUCCAUUAGUCAGAUCAGUUCAGCUCUCAGUACCAGAGAACCAUGACUCGAGCCGUGCUGAACAUCCUCGCCGUUUUUAUUCUCCUUCUGUCCCGAUGCUGCGACGCAAACCGCAAACUCCUGGUGUUUCUGAUCGAUGGCUUCCGUUAUGAUUACAUGAACGAUUUACAGAACUUGGCCGGAUUUAGAGAAAUCGUGGACAACGGUGUGAAAGUGGAUUACAUGACUCCAGAUUUCCCCAGCCUGUCCUAUCCGAACUAUUACUCUCUAAUGACAGGACGCUACUGCGAGGUGCACCAGAUGACUGGGAAUUACAUGUGGGAUAAAGACACCAUGAAGGAGUUCCUGAUUGGAACUAAUUCAGACAGCCGUCUGCCCAUGUGGUGGGACGGAUCAGAGCCGCUGUGGGUCACCAUGCAGAAACUAGGAAAGAGAGUCUACAUGUACUACUGGCCAGGUUGUGAAGUGACGAUUCUUGGAGUCAGACCUACAUUCUGUGAGGAAUAUGUGUACAAUCCUUCAGAGAAGAACCUGACCGACUCCAUGGAGAGCGCUCUUAAUGUGUUAAAGAGCAAUAAAGCAGACAUGGCUGGUAUUUAUUACGAGAAGAUUGAUGUGGAAGGACAUCACUUUGGGCCGUGCUCUCCGGAAAUACAGCGCGCUAUUCGCUCACUGGACCAGGCUUUCCAGAUCCUCAACCAGAAAAUCAAGGAGAAGAAUAUGAGAGAUGAUAUAAACGUGGUCCUGUUCUCUGAUCAUGGCAUGACGGACCUCAAGUGGAUGGAGAAAGUCAUUGAACUGGACAAGUACAUUGACAUGUCGCACAUCAUUAAAAUGAUGGACAGGGGGCCGGUGGUCAGUCUGUGGCCCAAACAGGACAAGUUUGAAGAGAUAUAUCAAAACCUGAGCACAGUGGACAACAUGAAUGUUUAUAAGAAACAAGAGAUCCCAGACCGCUUCCACUACAAGAACGGGAGGUUCGUCUCGACGCUGACGCUCAUCGCAGAGCCCGGAUGGUUUAUCACUGAGAAUAAAGCCAAACUGCCCUUCUGGAAUAACGGCACGGAGGAGGCGGGGGGCUGGCAACACGGAUGGCACGGUUAUGAUAAUGAGUUUAUGGACAUGAGGGGAUUCUUUUUGGCACAGGGACCAGACUUCAAGAUGAACUUCCGCGCUGGUCCCAUCCGAACAGUAGAUGUGUAUAAUGUUUUGUGCAAGAUGCUGGGGAUCGAACCCCUGCCCAACAACGGCUCGUGGUCUCGUGUGGAGUGUAUGAUGAGGAGCUCGGCCGGUGCUGUACGAGCCGCUCUGAUCUACAGCUGCCUGCUGCUGCUGCUGCUGCUGCUGCUGCUGCCACGCUAGAAUACUCCACCACUGCAUCUCACAUCUCACAAACACUAUAUCAGACGGAAGACUGCAAGAUCGCAAAUAUGAAACACAUAUUUUAUGCCUUAGUGUGUGCCAUGGCGUCAGAUAAAUGCCAAUAAAAACAUUUUUAUCAGCUUUUUGCUGCACUGCCUCUACUUUUGAGUUGUAAGUAUUAUUAAAUGCUGAUAGAGUAGAAGAAAGUAUGUUGGUGUUGGAUAAACCAAUUUGCACAUUUCACUGAAAGAUUUAUAUUUUAUAUUUUUAUUUUAAGAUAUGAUCUUUUAUUAUAUAAUUUUCUCCAUGUUCUCCAUCUGUUUUCUGUUGUUUUGUGAAUGGUCUCUGUACACCUACUCAGUUUUGAUAACACAUAGAGCAGGUUUUUUUCCCUGAUUACUAUAAAAUUACUUGACUAGUUGGCUAGUAUCACAUCUCGGUCAAGAUGUGUACUGCUUUGAAUGUAA